AGUUCUUACAGAAUACAGAGAGAGUAUAGUAAAAGACAGGUCAUCCUCCUACUUUGCUGCAUUCCUUCCUGCAUCUAUAUUGCAUUAUGACCCACGCUGAACCGGAGAGUUCCAUACUUGGUAUGUUUUACGAUCUCAAUCAAGGGGGCUUAGCAGCUGGGGGAGCUUAUUUUAAAUAAUAGACAUAGUAUUGAUAUCACGCCUUUUUCUCACGAUGGCUUCGGACCUCUGCCAAAUCCCUCUCUCCCCUCCAAGCUCUCGACCCCGCGCUGCUACGGAAAUGAUGAUGUCUUCCAAUGAGUUGACCUCUCCUCUUCCCUCUCGACGAUCAUCCCAAGUCAUGAACCCUCCUACCAUGUUAUUAGGACAAGGUCAUGAUGAGAAGAGCCGGAUUACUAGCAACCAUGCGCGUGAGAGAGCAACAUCCGGUCCUCUGCGACAUCCAAAGCCCUUUACACCUGCUGAUAUUCAUUCGAUGCUUGAGUGCGAACAAGAAGCGAUAGUCAACCGUCUAUCAAGGGAAUUAUCCCUGCUUCGCCAACAAACUGCCUCUGUCGCCUCAACCACCUCCUCUACCUCCGCCACCUUCAACGACGCACUCGACGCACUCCACGGAUCUUCAUUCGUACCCGGUCCUAUCUAUCCCACAGUGUCUCGGCGACACCGCUCAUCAUCCAGCUUGAGCAGCUCGUAUUUCCCCGUUAUCCAAGGGUCGAGAACGAGCAGUGUUUCUGGAAUUACCCCGUCCAGAGAGACAUGGCGUGCACAGGACUCCUCUCGAGCCAGUCGUAGCCGGGAGCCAUCUUUUACUUCUCAUCAAAAAUCGGAGCGCCUAUUCUCAACCCCCCCGCCUCAGCUACAAAAACAAAUUGAUCCGUCAGCGACUCUCACAUACAGCCCACGGCUGUGCCCCCAUUGCAGCUCACUGUCGCAGCAGAGAAGAGCAUCGGGUUCUGGCGCACCCCGUCCCGACGAGGGGUUAUCCCAGCGAGGAGAAAUCGAAGCUAUUAAGCGGGAGAAUGAAAUGAUGAGAGGUCGUCAAACUAUGACAGUAGAAAGUUGA
Aspergillus ochraceoroseus IBT 24754 is the source of this 1063-nucleotide messenger RNA. RefSeq lists its product as uncharacterized. The coding region runs from base 215 to 1063 and encodes 282 amino acids. The record is from RefSeq and is a predicted model, not a curated record. The transcript is spliced from 3 exons. Lineage: Eukaryota; Fungi; Ascomycota; Eurotiomycetes; Eurotiales; Aspergillaceae.